Solanum verrucosum is the source of this 736-nucleotide messenger RNA. RefSeq lists its product as uncharacterized. The record is from RefSeq and is a predicted model, not a curated record. The coding region runs from base 53 to 736 and encodes 227 amino acids. The transcript has a single exon. NCBI's taxonomy places the organism in Eukaryota, Viridiplantae, Streptophyta, Magnoliopsida, Solanales, Solanaceae.
CAAAAGCUAAAUAUUGUGUUCUUCUCAUUUUCCUCUAUCAUCUUCAUCUUCCAUGGGAGAAAAGCAAAAGCUUAAAGAGAAAGAGAAAAUCAAGAAGCAAAAACACAAACACCCAAAUGAUGAAUCUCCAAAACCCACUUCAGAUUUCACUUUUAAACCCAUUUCCGAUGUUAAAGGUCUUCGAUUCGGCGGUCAAUUCAUCGUUAAAUCCUUCACAAUCCGCCGUGCACGGCCAUUAGAACUCCUCCGUAUCCUCUCCCUUUCUCCGCCGUCAACAACAACCAAAAACUACAGUUUCACUUCAACUACAGCUUAUUUACCCACAAAUUUCACAAUCUUAGCUCAUCAUGCUUGGCAUACACUAACAUUGGGUCUCGGAACGAAGAAAUCGAAGGUGGUUUUGUUUGUUUUCGAAUCGGAGAACAUGAAAUCGGAAAUCGACCGGGUUUGGCCGGUGGAGAUUCCGUUAGGUGAAGUGAAUAAGAAGAUGAUUCGAGGUUUAACAGGUACUGAAAUGGCGAGAUUUAAGUUUAGGAAAGGAUGUAUAACUUUUUAUGUUUAUGCUGUAAGAAGAAUUGGGGAUUUAGGGUUUACUUGUGCUGAAGAUCUGAAAUUGAUUUUACAAUCGGUUGUUGCACUCAAAGAUUUCUUCGAUCAUACUGCUAUGUUAGCUAUGCCGAAUCAGAGAAGUAUCAAUUAUCCACCUGAGAUUCAACAAAUGGGAAUAGCUCAUUAG